Etheostoma cragini (Arkansas darter) is the source of this 2337-nucleotide messenger RNA. RefSeq names its product Kv channel interacting protein 1 b (gene kcnip1b). Gene Ontology annotation, molecular function: transmembrane transporter binding; potassium channel regulator activity; calcium ion binding. The record is from RefSeq and is a predicted model, not a curated record. The transcript is spliced from 10 exons. NCBI's taxonomy places the organism in Eukaryota, Metazoa, Chordata, Actinopteri, Perciformes, Percidae. Gene Ontology annotation, biological process: regulation of potassium ion transmembrane transport. Bases 536 to 1213 code for a protein of 225 amino acids. Gene Ontology annotation, cellular component: voltage-gated potassium channel complex.
GGCGGGUACAGUGCUGGCUGCUCUCCGCAGUACAGAUCUGCGGAGAGCACCAGAGCAGAGCUCCUCCACAGACCACAGCCGCAGGGCACGCACUGCACCUCAGAGGAAAACCUCACAUAGAAAUACACGCUGGAGGAGAAACUGCUACCUCACAAGACAGAAGAAAAGACAAAGAGGAGGAGAAGAGGUGGUGAGAAAAACUAGAGAUUGUCUGCGUUUUCUCAGAAGAACACAACUUUCAGGGCAAACGGCUCUUUACAUUCUACUUUUGGAGUUCCAUUUAAUAAUGUAUCUUCUGCCUCAUUUUGGUCUCACUUUGCCUUUUUAAAAGUUUGAAAUACAGGAUCCGCUUCAAGGACCUUGAGAUGUCUGAUCACAGAAACUACUGAGGGAGCUUAUUCUUUGCAAUAAGGAUCGAUCCCAACGCUACAGCAGAGGCUCCUGAAAUAGAGGAAACACCUGCAAACUUUUCCUCUCCAUAUCUUGGAAGUUUUUUCUCGGCUCCAUCUGCCCCUGCCUCCACCUCAACCUCAGGAUGGCUGGCUGCACCUGCCGCUGCAGGCAAGGCUUGCUCAAACUAAUGCAGUCCCUGCAGAGACUGGUCUCAGGAACCCUCACAAAAGAUAAAACAGAUGAGGAGGUGGAGAUGGCGACGGUGUGCUACAGGCCAGAGGGUCUUGACCAGUUGGAAGCCCAAACUAACUUCAGCAAACAGGAGCUGCAGAUCCUCUAUCGUGGUUUCAAGAAUGAAUGUCCAAGUGGUGUUGUAAAUGAGGACACAUUUAAACACAUUUACGCACAGUUCUUUCCUCAUGGAGAUGCAAGCAUGUACGCCCAUUAUCUUUUCAAUGCAUUUGACACGACAAACAAUGGCUCCAUUAAGUUUAAGGACUUUGUAAUGGGUUUGUCUACACUGCUGCGAGGAACACUGAGAGAAAAGCUUGAGUGGACGUUUCACCUUUAUGACAUUAACAAAGAUGGCUACAUAAACAGAGAGGAAAUGACUGAGAUUGUGAGAGCCAUUUAUGACAUGAUGGGCAAGUACACGUACCCUGCACUAAAGGGCGACGUCCCGCAGCAGCAUGUGGAUGCCUUUUUCCAGAAAAUGGAUAAAAACAAAGAUGGAGUGCUGACUUUGGAGGAGUUUAUUAUAGCCUGCCAGGAGGAUGAAAUCAUGAUGAGAUCCAUGCAGCUGUUUGAAAACGUGAUGUAGGUUAUGAGGAGAUGAUGGAAAACAAAGACAUGGAAAAUGAGAGGACUUGGUGUGACUGUGAGUGUGAAUGUGAGUGUGUGUGUGUGUGUGUGUGUGUGUGUGUGUGUGUGUGUGUGUGUGUGUGUGUGUGUGUGUGUGUGUGUGUGUGUGUGUGUGUGUGUGUGUGUGUGUGUGUGUGUGUGUGUGUGACAUUCAGUCUCUCCUCUUCGUUCCAUUUUAUCAGCUCUGGUCUGGAUAAAGUCAGAUUCCCUCACCAUGACUUGAAUGAGGAGACUGGACUGGAAUGCUUUUAGCUUUCCUGCAGAGUUUUCCCACCCAAUACAAACUGACUGAUGUGACAAAGACAUUGCUCUCAGUCUUGUCUAGAAGAUUGGUCUGUUAGAGAUAUAAAGAUGAUCCUACACCGCAAGGCUGCACCAGCAAAGAGCUAUUGUUCAACCAGAAGAGCUUCUUUUUUCUUUUUCCAUAAGACCUUUUUUUUUUUAGCAAAAUUGAAUUGCAUGCUUUUGCAAGAGGUUUUCAAUUUAUCUCCUAACAUGUGUCUGAUUUGUUGUGGGAAUUUGGCCAUAAGGAUUAUUUCUUUUAAACUCAUGCUUCACUGUUGCAGUGACCACUGCACUUUUGUGUUGACCUGGUUGUCACUUGCCUGCGGAGUCUGUAUGGUGCUUGUUGUUAAGAUUCUAAAGCUAACCGUAGAAAUAGAAAGUCAAAGAAUUUGGAGCUAGUAAAUUUUAUGGUUCUGAUAUUGUGUAGUAUGUGCUUGUCUUUUAUGCCUAUGUUCAAAAGUUUUAGUAAAAAGAAAGAAGGACCUGAAUUAUUUUUUAUAUGUUCACCUACCUGCUGCUUUACUUCUUGUGGUCAAAUUGCUGCUUUGUCAAAAAUGUAAAACAAAAAAAGUGCGAACGUUUUGAAUUUCAUGAUAAAAUGUCCGCAAAUGAAGAUGAUGAAUAAAUCAGGAAGAGGCUUGUUAUCAUCAAACCAAUAUCUGUAUUGGCACCGAUGACAGGAAGUCAAAGUUUAUCACAAAGAUAGUAACAAUAACGACAGAUACAAUGUGUAGGGUCCUUACUUAUUGAUCAACAUCAUAAGUAUGUAGUUACACAAGAAAUGCCAUACCUAUAAGG